Camellia sinensis is the source of this 744-nucleotide messenger RNA. The record is from RefSeq and is a predicted model, not a curated record. Lineage: Eukaryota; Viridiplantae; Streptophyta; Magnoliopsida; Ericales; Theaceae.
AUGAGUAAAAAUAACGUAUCGUCUUCUUCUUUUUAUCGUGCUCUACUCGUAGCACUGUGCAUUGCGGCUACUAAUAUUUUGUUAGUGUCAGGAACUGUGAAUUCAUCAUCAUUAUCAUCGUUAGAGGCCAAAGCUCUACUCAAUAGCGGUUGGUGGGGAAACUUUUCUUCUGCAAAUCAUUGUCACUUGGCAGGUAUCGCUUGUAAUCAGGCAGGAAGUGUCGUUCGGAUUGUCCUUUCUCCUAAUUCUGUUUAUUCUUCUUCUUCUUCUUCUUCUUCUUAUUCUUAUUCUUCCCCCCACCGAAAGCUUGAAAACAUGGAUUGGACUUCCUUCCCAAACCUUCAAUUUCUCGAUCUCAGCUUCUGUGACUUAACUGGAAGCAUCCCCGAGGAAAUUGGUACUCUGUCAAAGCUCACCUACCUCGACCUCUCAAGCAACAAAAAUCUUGAAGGUUUGCUACCUCUUACCCUGGGAAACCUCACCCAACUAGUACAACUUCGCAUAUAUUAUACUAAUAUCACUGGUCCAAUCCCUUCAUCUAUUGGUCAAUUGACUAAUCUGAUCUAUCUCAAUCUCUCUCCAAAUCGAAUCAACGGUUCCAUCCCUGUAGAAAUAGGAGAUUUGAUGCAAUUGGCAUACUUGGACCUUAGCCAUAACCUCCUUACAGCUAAGAUCUUUUUAAUUUUUGCUUCCGUUUGGCCCCUUUACUCUGACAAGUUAUGUCUGAAGAAUAUGAGGCCGUAG